CUGUUUUGCAAAUAAGCGUAAUUUUGUUUCUGCUUUGGUGUACGGUUUCAGGCAGCUCUGACAGAAAACUGUGACGAUAGACUGAGAGAGGGCGAGACUCUCCAGCCUCUUCAAAAGUUCAAGGACCGGACUGUUUUACUGGUUCCUUGAAUAUCUUUUUUUAAGUGUUCACGGGACCAAGGAUGCAACUUUGAAUGCAAAAUUGGUGGCCAGGCUUUUGGUUUUUUUGUAUGUACAAAAGACUGGUUUGAGAUAAUUGAUUUGAAAGAUUUUCAUUCUUUGUCAUGGAGACCUUGUGGAAGCUUUUAUAUUUGCUGGAGCCUGCACCUGUUACCCUUAUAGUGACAGCAGUGGCCGUGACAUUUGGGUCUGCUUUUCGUGCUUUAAAUUAUGGGAAAGAAAUGGAGAGGAAUCUUGACUUGUCUGAAGCAACCAUUACAUUGGAUAGGUCUCAAGCACUAAUGAUCCCAAUAAUGAGUUCUUGCAGUUUGCUUUUGAUGUUUUACCUGUUUUCGUCUGUCUCCCAACUCCUUACUGCAUUCACAGCCAUUGCCUCUGUUUCAUCUCUUUUCUUCUGCCUCUCUCCUUUUGUUGCCUAUAUAAAGUCACAUUAUGGCUUGGCAGACCCAUUUGUGUCCCGUUGCUGUGCAAAGUCAUUUACAAGAAUUGAAGGGUUAUUGUUGCUAUCAUGCUCUCUUACUGUUGCAGCCUGGCUUGUAUCUGGGCAUUGGAUAUUGAACAAUCUGUUGGGUAUUUCAAUUUGCAUUGCAUUUGUGAGUCAUGUACGCCUUCCAAACAUCAAAAUAUGUGCAAUGCUCCUCGCAUGCUUGUUCGUAUAUGACAUAUUCUGGGUGUUCUACUCAGAGAGAUUUUUUGGUGCCAAUGUCAUGGUGUCAGUGGCGACUCAGCAAGCAUCAAAUCCUGUUCAUACAGUGGCCAAUAGUUUGAGUCUUCCAGGGUUGCAAUUGAUUACAAAGAAGCUUGAGUUGCCUGUGAAAAUAGUCUUCCCCCGAAAUUUGUUCAGUAGUACAGCUCCAGGAGGAAAUACUACAGAUUUCAUGAUGCUUGGCCUUGGGGACAUGGCUAUUCCUGCCAUGCUUCUAGCUUUAGUUCUUUGUUUUGACUACCGAAAGAGCAGAGAUCCGGUGAAUCUCUUGGAUUUAUAUUCUUCCAAGGGACAAAAAUAUAUAUGGUAUGCUCUUCCUGGGUAUGCCAUUGGAUUGGUAAUCGCCUUAGCAGCUGGUGUCCUGACUCGCUCACCCCAACCUGCACUUCUCUAUCUGGUGCCUUCAACCCUUGGACCUGUUAUUGUUGUCUCUUGGUUUAGGAGGGAACUGCCCGAGUUGUGGGAAGGAAGCUUGUCUAAUGUCAAUGACAAAGCACGGCAAAUAGAAGUUUGAGCCCACCUCUGCGGUUUGCUCCAUGGAGUUUUGUGGGCAAGCAAAAAGUUGUAAAUUCACCAGGAAAUUCAAUCCAUGAAAAACUUAAACAAGAGAAUCAACAAUUUGAUGUUUACUUAAUUGUAUUUAACUCUUCGCACAACCAAUUCAAAUGUCAGAGAUGAAAGAAGGGAAGGAAAUUUAUCU
This is a messenger RNA of Populus euphratica (Euphrates poplar), 1586 nucleotides long. Its product is annotated as signal peptide peptidase-like 1. Gene Ontology annotation, biological process: membrane protein proteolysis. Bases 285 to 1400 code for a protein of 371 amino acids. The record is from RefSeq and is a predicted model, not a curated record. Lineage: Eukaryota; Viridiplantae; Streptophyta; Magnoliopsida; Malpighiales; Salicaceae. The transcript has 4 exons. Gene Ontology annotation, cellular component: cytoplasmic side of endoplasmic reticulum membrane; lumenal side of endoplasmic reticulum membrane; Golgi-associated vesicle membrane. Gene Ontology annotation, molecular function: aspartic endopeptidase activity, intramembrane cleaving.